Messenger RNA from Piliocolobus tephrosceles (Ugandan red Colobus), 3702 nucleotides. It is a transcript of the gene SCNN1A, whose product is annotated as sodium channel epithelial 1 subunit alpha. The transcript has 12 exons. Bases 663 to 2672 code for a protein of 669 amino acids. Gene Ontology annotation, biological process: sodium ion transmembrane transport. Gene Ontology annotation, molecular function: ligand-gated sodium channel activity. Lineage: Eukaryota; Metazoa; Chordata; Mammalia; Primates; Cercopithecidae. Gene Ontology annotation, cellular component: sodium channel complex; plasma membrane. The record is from RefSeq and is a predicted model, not a curated record.
AGUCCAGCCGCAACCUGGGAGUGGGAACUGGAGGCAGCCCAGACCUUCUGGAGCCCGGCAGUCCUGGGGCAGAGACAGAAUCAGGACACAGCUCGAGGUCAGGGCCAGAGGCUGGAGGUGCGGGCCUAGAGCGAGCAGGGGCAAGGCAAGUGGGGAAGACGAAGAGAGGCAGGAUUAGAGAGAGGAGCCAGGUCAGGAAGAGGAGAGCUGGGAGAGACCCAAAGAGAAACAGGGCAGAUAGAGAGCGAGUGAGAGGCAGGAGCUGAGACACAGAUCCCAGAGGAAGAAGAUCAAAGGAAGAGGGCAGAGACAGAAAAGGAGGUGCUGGGACAGAAACCAAAGGGUGGCCCUCUCAGGGAAGCAGAGGAGAGGCUGUUCCAGGGAAGCCCAGCUCCGCACUUUUGGCCCCAACUCCCGCAGGUCUGCUGGCUCCAGGAAAGGUGGAGGAGGGAGGGAGGAGUGGGAGAAUGUGGGCGCAGGGUGGGACGUGGGCAUGGCCAGGGGCAACCUCGCUUGGGUUCCAGGGGUGAUGGGAGAGGGCACUCAGGGCCCAGAGCUCAGCCUUGACCCUGACCCUUGCUCUCCCCAAUCCACCCCGGGGCUCAUGAAGGAACACGCUGGAGGAGCAGGACCCUAGACCUCUGCAGCCCACACCAGGGCUCAUGGAGGGAACCAAGCUGGAGGAGCAGGACGCUAGCCCUCCACAGCCCACCCCAGGGCUCACGAAGGGGGACAAGCGUGAGGAGCAGGGGCUGGGCCCAGAACCUGCGGCACCCCAGCAGCCCACGGCGGAGGAGGAGGCCCUGAUCGAGUUCCACCGCUCCUACCGAGAGCUCUUCGAGUUCUUCUGCAGCAAUACCACCAUCCACGGCGCCAUCCGCCUGGUGUGCUCCCGGCACAACCGCAUGAAGACGGCCUUCUGGGCAGUGCUCUGGCUCUGCACCUUUGGCAUGAUGUACUGGCAGUUCGGCCUGCUUUUCGGAGAGUACUUCAGCUACCCCGUCAGCCUCAACAUCAACCUCAACUCGGACAAGCUUGUCUUUCCCGCAGUGACCAUCUGCACCCUCAAUCCCUACAGGUAUCCGGAAAUUAAAGAGGAGCUGGAGGAGCUGGACCGCAUCACACAGCAGACGCUCUUUGACCUGUACAAAUACGACUCCUCCCCCACCCUCGUGGCGGGCUCCCGCGGCCGUCGCGACCUGCGGGGCACUCUGCCGCACCCCUUGCAGCGCCUGAGGGUCCCGCUUCGGCUUCACGGGGCCCGUCAAGCCCGUAGCGCGGCCUCCAGCGUGCGGGACAACAACCCCCAAGUGGACAGGAAGGACUGGAAGAUUGGUUUCCAGCUGUGCAACCAGAACAAAUCAGACUGCUUCUACCAGACAUACUCAUCCGGGGUGGACGCGGUGAGGGAGUGGUACCGCUUCCACUAUAUCAACAUCCUGUCGAGGCUGCCGGAGACUCUGCCAUCCCUGGAGGAGGACACUCUGGGCAACUUCAUCUUCGCCUGCCGCUUCAACCAGGUCUCCUGCAACCAGGCGAAUUACUCUCACUUCCACCACCCGAUGUAUGGAAACUGCUAUACUUUCAAUGACAAGAACAACUCUAACCUCUGGAUGUCUUCCCUGCCUGGAGUCAACAAUGGUCUGUCCCUGAUGCUGCGCACAGAGCAGAAUGACUUCAUUCCCCUGCUGUCCACAGUGACUGGGGCCCGGGUAAUGGUGCACGGGCAGGAUGAACCUGCCUUUAUGGAUGAUGGUGGCUUUAACUUGCGGCCUGGCGUGGAGACCUCCAUCAGCAUGAGGAAGGAAGCCCUGGACAGACUUGGGGGCGACUAUGGCGACUGCACCAAGAAUGGCAGUGAUGUCCCUGUCAAGAACCUUUACCCUUCAAAGUACACGCAGCAGGUGUGUAUUCACUCCUGCUUCCAGGAGAACAUGAUCAAGAAGUGUGGCUGUGCCUACAUCUUCUAUCCGCGGCCCCAGAACGUGGAGUACUGUGACUACAGGAAGCACAGUUCCUGGGGCUACUGCUACUAUAAACUCCAGGCUGACUUCUCCUCAGACCACCUGGGCUGUUUCACCAAGUGCCGGAAGCCAUGCAGUGUGACCAGCUACCAGCUCUCGGCUGGUUACUCACGAUGGCCCUCGGUGACAUCCCAGGAAUGGGUCUUUGAGAUGCUAUCGCGACAGAACAACUACACCAUCAACAACAAGAGAAAUGGAGUGGCCAAGGUCAACAUCUUCUUCAAGGAGCUGAACUACAAAACCAAUUCUGAGUCUCCCUCUGUCACGAUGGUCACCCUCCUGUCCAACCUGGGCAGCCAGUGGAGCCUGUGGUUCGGCUCCUCAGUGCUGUCUGUGGUGGAGAUGGCCGAGCUCAUCUUUGACCUGCUGGUCAUCACAUUCCUAUUGCUGCUCCGAAGGUUCCGAAGCCGAUACUGGUCUCCGGGCCGAGGGGACAGGGGUGCUCAGGAGGUGGCCUCCACCCAGGCAUCCUCCCCGCCUUCCCACUUCUGCCCCCACCCCACAUCUCUGUACUUGUCCCAGCUAGACCCUGCUCCGUCCCCAGCCUUGACAGCCCCUCCCCCUGCCUAUGCCACCCUGGGCCCCUGCCCAUCUCCAGGGGUCUCCGCAGGGGCCAGCUCCUCCGCCUGUCCUCUGGGGGGGCCCUGAGAGAGGAGGAGAGGUUCCUCGCACCAAGGCAGAUGCUCCCCUGGUGGGAGGGUGCUGCCCUUGGCAAGACUGAAGGACGUGCAGGGCUUCCUCCCAGAGUCGCCCAAACUGCCUUUGAUGUGUGGAGGGGAAGCGAGAUGGGUAAGGGGCUCAGGAAGUUGCUCCAAGAACAGUGGCCGAUGAAGCUGCCCAGAAGUGCCUUGGCUCCGGCUCUGUACCCCUUGGUACGGCCUCUGAACACUCUGGUUUCCCCACCCAACUGCAGCUAAGUCUCCUUUUCCCUUGGAUCAGCCAAGCCAAACUUGGAGCUUUGACAAGGAACUUUCCUAAGAAAUGGCUGAUGACCAGGACAAAACACAACCAACGGUACACAUAGGCAUGCACAGGUUUCCUGCCUAGCGACGGCUGAAGCCAGCCCCUGACUGACCUGGCCACACUGCUCUCCAGUAACACAGAUGUCUGCUCCUCAUCUUGAACUUGGGUGGGAAACCCCACCCAAAAGCCCCCUUUAUUACUUAGGCAAUACCCCUUCCCUGACUCCCGAGGGCCAGGGCCGGAGCAGACCCGCGUAAGUAAAGGCAGCUCCAGGGCUCUUCUAGUCUCAUACCCGUGCCCUCACAGAGCCAUGCUCCGGCGCUUCCGUCCUGUGUCUUUCAUCCCUCUACAUGUCUGCUCAAGAUAUUUCCUCAGCCUGAAAGCUUCCCCAGCCAUCUGCCGGAGAACUCCUAUGCAUCCCUCAGAACCCUGCUCAGACACCAUUACUUUUGUGAAGGCUUCUGCCACAUCUUGUCUUCCCAAAAAUUGAUCACUCCCCUUUCUCCUGGGCUCCCGCAGCACAUUAUAACAUCUGCUGGAGUGUUGCUGUUGCACCAUACUUUCUUCUACGUUUGUGUCUGCCUCCCCAACUGGACUGUGAGGGCCUUGUGGUCAGGGACUGAGUCUUGCCCGUUUAUGUAUGCUCCACGUCUAGCCCAUCAUCCUGCUUGAAGCAAGUAGGCAGAUGCUCAAUAAAUGUUGGUUGCAUAAAGGA